AUGAGCGCUGUGCCACCACUCGCCUCCGAGUCCUUAGGAGUGUACGUUGCACAGAUCAUCAUCUUUAUUUCUCCAAAUAAUAAUCCACCAGACUAUGCUCGCAAAUCAUUCUGUAUGACCGAAAACGUGAACAUGCCUACUACCACACUGACACCCAAAUCAUCCUCCAGUACUCAGCUGACUUGGAGUCCUCGCAAAACUCCUGUGUCAGUACUCAACAAGCUAAAGAUGUCUCCUGGAGGGUUUUAUGCUGCAACGCCUAGGCUUGCUUAUCACACUGAAUAUUUUUUAGGUGGAAGGGAUGGUAACAUCCUCAUCACCAAGGGUCUGAACCACGACGAAGAAUUCAUCAUCCACGGUGUAUUCCAAAUCAGCCGUGAUGAUUUCUGUUUCACACCGGAUGGCAACUUCAAUCCCACAAAUGUCUUCCAUGGCCACUUAGAGGACCUGAAGCUAAGCUGUCAGCUCACCGCAGGUCGUAGCAAGGCCUUCAAAUUCUCGUCGGACAACUUCUCUGCUGUCAUUAGCAAUCUCAGUGCCUUCGAGAAAUUGGCUCCAAGGGAAAUAUUGUAUGAGACCCUCAGUGUGAUUCGGGACACUAUUGGCCGCAGAUCAAUCAAGCUCACUCACCAUCUCUUUGAAGCCACUGACAGAGAUCAAGAUGAUGAUACUAGCGAUGACAGUAGUAACAGCUCAACAAAUGCCACCCCCAUGGACGGCCUAGGAUCUGAAUACGACAUCACGACUUGGCCGGUUGCUAAUUGUUACGCACUCAAAUAG
Messenger RNA from Suillus discolor, 780 nucleotides. RefSeq lists its product as uncharacterized. The coding region runs from base 1 to 780 and encodes 259 amino acids. The record is from RefSeq and is a predicted model, not a curated record. Lineage: Eukaryota; Fungi; Basidiomycota; Agaricomycetes; Boletales; Suillaceae. The transcript is spliced from 3 exons.